Stylophora pistillata is the source of this 1927-nucleotide messenger RNA. RefSeq lists its product as uncharacterized. The record is from RefSeq and is a predicted model, not a curated record. NCBI's taxonomy places the organism in Eukaryota, Metazoa, Cnidaria, Anthozoa, Scleractinia, Pocilloporidae.
AAGCUUUACAAGGCACUUGAAAACACAAGAAGUGAGUUGCAAGAGAAAGUAUUAAGUUUGAACUCUUCAGUUGCCGUAUUACAUCAGAGAGUGGAAGAAAUCAGCAUGAAUAGUUCCAGACAGCCGGUUGAUCGCCUUAUCUCAUGGAUGACAACACUACACGCUUUAGCUAAUCAAACCGAAGAUAACCUCAACGAUUUCAAGAAUGAUGCUGAAAGUUCCCUUUUAUCGGUCAAUACUGGGCUCAAACGCUUGGAGGAAAAUUUAAAUGCCACGGAAAAGAAGUUGGUUAUGGCGAUGUCUGAAACGAAAGUAAAGUUAGAGAACGAGAGUAAGCUACAGGGUCCCGUUGGACAACGUGGUUUCAACGGCUCUCAAGGACCUGUCGGACCAGCAGGACCUCGAGGAUUCAAUGGUACACAGGGUCCCCAAGGUGUGAUAGGCCUGCAGGGUUUUAAUGGAUCACAAGGACCGCCAGGACCACAGGGACCUAAAGGAGCAGGAGACUUCUCCCAGUGUAAACACAAGACUAAGGAUUUGACUGGAAAUCAACCUCCAAUCACCAGCAACAGCUUACCAAAUCCAAUUAAAGUGAUCCUGGGUGAACCAAGUGGUAAAAAGAUUCUUGGUGUCUCAUGUACAACAGACUACGGACAGAUUUAUCUGCUAUCGCACGUAAUAAACGGAGCUAAUGGUCAGUUGUUCUACCAUUGUAGCUGUUAUGGUCAACAUGGAACUGGCCAGGCUUCUGUUAAGUGUGUUAUGCAUUACUGGGAAUGUCCGUUGACCACAUGAACACGAAAAAAGAUCGGGAGGAGAAACUUUGCAACUUGUUAAAAGGCCUUACACGUAGUUUCUACAAAAGGAAAUAUCCAAAAAACUUUCCGAAACAUGUUAGCAAAUUUUCCGUCAUUUAAUCUUCUAUCAUGGUUUCUUGUUCAACGAAAACGCUAGGUAUGGUGGCAGUCGUAUCAGAAUAAAAAGCAUCUCGGUUAUGGUGAGGUAAAAAAGAUAAAUGUUUAUGAGCCGAGGUGUCAAAACGUCUAGAAGGAAAAAAGCGAGAUCAAAACGGCUGCUAACACAUUUUAAAGAAAGGUCUUAGGUUUAAAGGACCUUGAGUUGAAGAUCCAAGAAGGAGGAAGGACUAAACAAUUUCGUUCAUGUCGACACUCCACUGAGUGUUACUCAGUUCUCUGACAGAGCAUUCCAGCAACUUGCGAUCUCGGUGUUGAUCAUUUCAAAAGAAAAUCACUAAUAAAAGUGCUUAGUCUCUUACGGUCUUCGAUCUUGAAAGUCGGUUUUAUUUCGAUCUUACAGCGCGCUAUCAACCGAUUGGUGAGUGUUGAUAAUUAAUUGCAACUUUGUUUUGGAUAAAAGAUUGUAAAUGUUGAGCAGCCUCUAACGAAAAUUGACUUGUUUCAUUUUUUGUGCCUGAAUCUGUCGCUCUGCGAUGACUGAUGAUGAAAACUAUACACGUUGUCUGCCAACUUUGGUUUAUGAAUUCAUCUCAUUGCUCCAAAGUUUGCCACCAAGGGAUUGUAUAAGCACCUGAUAGAUAUUUAGGAAUUGUAGCCUUAUUGAGCGUCCAUAUAGAUACAUUGUUUUUGUCAUUGUGACCGUAUUCAAUUUCGCGCCACAAAGGAAAUUGCGCCAAAAUGCUAACUACAAGUACCUUUUUGUUUGUUUUGGUAGCAAAGCAACACGUUUAAGAAAGAGAAAUUUUGUUUGACAGUGUAAGAAUUAGGUACCUUAACGCAAACCACGACGGUAGCGGUAACGAGGACGUGGAAAAACAAAAGAUCGCCAAUGUUUCUUUAAUAGAAAAUCUGAUAUUUGUGAUCUCCUUAAAAUCUCUAGGUCUGUUAGCAUAAAUGAAUUCGGCUUCGAGAGUACAGAAAAAAAAGACUGGAUAAUUAACAAUUAUUCC